Messenger RNA from Lactuca sativa (garden lettuce), 1796 nucleotides. RefSeq names its product lysine histidine transporter 1. The record is from RefSeq and is a predicted model, not a curated record. Lineage: Eukaryota; Viridiplantae; Streptophyta; Magnoliopsida; Asterales; Asteraceae.
CUUUCUCCCUUUUGUAACAGUAAUACCACGGAUAAUAAGGUCUCUGAGUUUAGAAAGUUAGCAGAUGGAGACACCUGAACCACUCCAAAUACUUGGGAGAAACGAUAUAAAACGAAACACAUCCAUCUCCAUUCAUAAAUUUCUUAUCUUUUAGCAACAUGACGCUUACAACGCCCCUUGUUGACAACAGAAGCGAAAGGGAGAGAGCAAUCGACGAAUGGCUUCCGGUUACCUCCUCCCGGAACGCCAAAUGGUGGUACUCCGCCUUCCACAACGUCACCGCCAUGGUCGGAGCUGGUGUUCUCAGUCUCCCUUACGCCAUGUCACAACUCGGCUGGGGUCCUGGAGUAUCAGUACUGGUAAUCUCAUGGGUCGUAACUCUCUACACGCUCUGGCAAAUGGUUGAGAUGCACGAAAUGGUUCCCGGAAAACGAUUCGACAGAUACCAUGAGCUCGGGCAGCACGCUUUUGGGGAAAAACUCGGUCUAUACAUCGUCGUUCCACAGCAGCUCAUCGUUGAAGUCGGUGUCAACAUCGUGUACAUGGUGACCGGAGGGACAUCAUUGAAAAAAUUCCACGAUCUGGUAUGUAACGACAAGUGCAAAGACAUCAGACUCUCUUACUUCAUCAUGAUCUUCGCUUCUGUCCACUUCGUCCUCUCUCAUCUCCCCAAUUUCAAUUCCAUAUCUGGAGUUUCACUCGCUGCAGCAGUCAUGUCGCUGAGUUACUCCAUUAUUGCGUGGUCGGCGUCUUUGGCAAAGGGUGUACAGCCGAACGUACAGUAUGGAUACAAAUCGAGUACAACAGCAGGGAAGGUUUUCAGUUUUUUUAGCGCAUUGGGUGAUGUUGCUUUUGCAUAUGCUGGGCAUAACGUGGUGUUAGAGAUUCAAGCAACGAUUCCUUCAACACCUGAGAAACCCUCGAAGGGUCCGAUGUGGAAAGGGGUGGUUGUUGCUUAUAUCGUUGUGGCUAUCUGUUAUUUUCCGGUUGCGAUUAUUGGGUAUUGGGUGUUUGGAAACGAGGUCUCCGAUAAUAUUCUCAUCAGUUUGGAGAAGCCUAAGUGGCUCAUAGCCAUGGCUAAUUUGUUCGUUGUUAUUCAUGUUAUCGGAAGCUAUCAGAUUUAUGCAAUGCCAGUUUUUGAUAUGAUUGAAACUGUUCUUGUCAAGAACUUAAACUUCACACCUAGCUUUACACUUCGAUUCAUCACCAGGAAUCUGUAUGUUGCAUUAACAAUGUUCAUUGGGAUUUGCUUCCCUUUCUUCGGUGGACUUUUGGGAUUCUUUGGUGGAUUUGCAUUUGCCCCUACAACAUAUUUUUUACCUUGCAUCAUGUGGCUUACAAUCUAUAAACCAAACAAGUGGAGCCUAUCUUGGAUUGCCAACUGGGUGUGUAUCAUACUCGGGGUUGCCUUGAUGAUUGUAUCACCUAUUGGAGGGUUAAGGCAGAUCAUUAUUGAAGCCAAAGAUUAUGAAUUCUUCUCUUAAAAGAAUUAAAGAAACUAGCAUAGCAGAUUGAGUCAUAUUUAAAAGAAGCUCUUGAUGGUAUAUGGAAUAAGGAGCAAUUGUUUGAUUUGAUGGUGUUAUAAUUUAUUUUUAUAUGUAUAUGUGUUAAAAGUAUUAUGAGUUGAAAGAUUGUUUAGAAGGGAAAGUGGCCAUGGAAUCAGUCAAGGAAUUUACUUGCAGAUGUUUCAACCCUUCCCUUGAUACAUUUAUUGUGUAUGCAUAUCUGUAUAUGUAUUUCCACUGUAAAAUUAUAAAGAUAUUCUCAAUUCAAUUUGCUAUUUUUUUUUACUAUGA